Cuscuta epithymum is the source of this 470-nucleotide messenger RNA. The record is from the annotation of a GenBank genome assembly. Lineage: Eukaryota; Viridiplantae; Streptophyta; Magnoliopsida; Solanales; Convolvulaceae.
AAGGGUUACAGGUUAUGGGAUAGGAACCAGGUAGGCUUUAAAGUGGUCCUUAGCAGAAAUGUGGUGUUUAAUGAAACUGAUUUUCCUUGCUUGACCAAGUCUGUUUCUGAUCCUGAGUCUAGGUCUGAUAGUACUCCUAGUGAGGUGGAGUCUGUCCCUGUUGCUGCUGGUCCUUUAUCUGUUGAUCCUGUUAUUUCUGAUGAUAUUGUUAUGCAUGAUUCUGAUUCCUCUGAGCAUGAUAGUCCCACCACCUCGAGUGAGGUGGAGCAUUUGCAUGAUACUGAGCAUGAUUUGCAUGAUAUGGGUGCUGAAUCUGAUUUUCAUGAUAACAAUAAUUUGCAUGAGUUGCAUGUGGAGCCUAGUAGUGAUAAUUUGCAUGAUUAUCAACUUGCUAGAGAUAGGAGUAGAAGGGCUAUCAGGAGAACUGCUGAUAGUAUGCCUGAUUAUGCUUUCAUUGUGCAUGAUACUUC